Messenger RNA from Fusarium sp. VM40, 1077 nucleotides. NCBI's taxonomy places the organism in Eukaryota, Fungi, Ascomycota, Sordariomycetes, Hypocreales, Nectriaceae. The record is from the annotation of a GenBank genome assembly.
AUGGAGAGAAAAUCUCAAACAUGGUCGAGGUUGCUCUUCUCUUGCAUUUCAGCUGCCUUUGCCUCUCUUGCCCUCAGCAUCAUUUAUGCCGGGGCUUGGAAGAGCCUUGACUUGAAGCUUAACACCAGCUUUGCUGAUGUGCGUAGUCUCCACGAUGAUACGUUUGUCAAUUUGACCAGGCGAGCAUCUGAUUACGACGCAGCUGUUGAGAGAGGACGCAAACUCCAUUGUCUGAUGAGCAUGUCCCAGGAAGAAGCUAAGCAAGCCAACAAGGGCGUUUCGCUGGAGAGUCCUGAAUACCUCCAGCAGUGGCCAGGGAUCGAUGAAGUCGAAGGCUGGAGCAUUGACGUCGAGGACAACGAAGCUCCUUAUUUUCAAAACUAUCUUGAUACGGCAUUACAAGGUCUUGGAAUCAACAAGGAUCUUCAUCACGAAGCCUGGGCAAACGACGGAGAGGGAGAGUUCUACGAGGAUCCACUCGAUCCUGAUAUUGACAAUGUGCAAAGAUGCUGGCCGUCAGGCGCAUACUUCUACACAUCCUUUAUCUUGGACAAGGGUGUUGUAAUUGGUGACAAUGCCCUAUCUGUCAUGCCCGCCUUUCGCGAGACGUAUCGUGGUCUAGAAAACUUGAAUGUCCCUAUAACACACCUCCGUCAAUGGAGUGACGUGGCCUGGAUGCAAUGGACAAGGGCCUGCUUUGACAACCCUGAUCUUAUUGACAGAAUCAGAUAUGUUAUCCAAGCCCAAAUUACGAAUCGCUCGACCCUUGGGAUACUAUUUGAGGCGCUGUACAAAUACGCUGGUGGGCAGAUUGUCAUAGGUAAGUGGAAUGGUCGCAUCACCCUGGAUGUGGAGAAGGACGAUGAAGCGGAGGCGUUCUAUGCAUUUCUUGGCAGUCCCCAUGGGAGAAUGACGACAUAUUUGCUCCUUAACCACAAGAAAAGGUUGGGUAUUAAGACAAUCAACAAGGUGGAUAUAUUUGUUCCUAAUAUUCCCUGGACAGUUACGGGAUCGAGUGUCCCCGAACUCGCAAGAAACGCUAAGGUUUCUUCUGUACUUUAUGUUACAAAUGUCUAA